UUUACCAAUUCCCUUCCUGGGAGCUGCGGCCUCCCUCGCUUGGCCCCACUCCCGUUUACCCUUUCCCCAGCUCCCGCCUUAGCCAGGGGCUUCCCCACCUGCCGCUAGGGCUCUGGCCGAAGCGUCGCUCCGCGCCCGCCUGCCGCUCCCCGGGCUGCACUUUCACUUUCGGUCCUGGGGCAGCUAGGCCGGCGGCGGUGGUGGCGGCGGCGCAAGGGUGAGCGCGGCCCCAGACCCCCAGGUAGUUAGAGCAAGAAGAUGGUGUUUCUGUCCCUCAAAUGGUCCCUUGCAACCAUGUCAUUUCUACUUGUUGGCUCACUGUUGGCUGUCUUAACUGUGUGCACUCCUUCAUGGUGUCAGAGCAGUGAAGCAUCUCCAAAAGGUAGUGAUGGGACGCCAUUUCCUUGGAAUAAAAUACGACUUCCUGAGUACGUCAUCCCAGUUCAUUAUGAUCUCUUGAUCCAUGCAAACCUUACCACGCUGACCUUCUGGGGAACCACGGAAGUAGAAAUCACAGCCAAUCAGCCCACCAGCACCAUCAUCCUGCAUAGUCACCACCUGCAGAUAUCUAGGGCCAUCCUCAGGAAGGGAGCUGGAGAGAGGCUAUCCGAAGAACCCCUGCAGGUCCUGGAACACCCCGCUCAGGAGCAAAUCGCGCUGCUGGCUCCCGAGCCCCUCCUUGUCGGGCUCCCGUACACAGUUGUCAUUCACUAUGCUGGCAAUCUUUCGGAGACUUUCCACGGAUUUUACAAAAGCACCUACAGAACCAAGGAAGGGGAACUGAGGAUACUUGCAUCAACACAAUUUGAACCCACUGCAGCUAGAAUGGCCUUUCCCUGCUUUGAUGAACCUGCCUUCAAAGCAAGUUUCUCAAUCAAAAUUAGAAGAGAGCCAAGGCACCUGGCCAUCUCCAAUAUGCCAUUGGUGAAAUCUGUGACUGUUGCUGAAGGACUCAUAGAAGACCAUUUUGAUGUCACUGUGAAGAUGAGCACCUAUCUGGUGGCCUUCAUUAUUUCAGAUUUUGAGUCUGUCAGCAAGAUAACCAAGAGUGGAGUCAAGGUUUCUGUUUAUGCUGUGCCAGACAAGAUAAAUCAAGCAGAUUAUGCACUGGAUGCUGCGGUGACUCUUCUAGAAUUUUAUGAGGAUUAUUUCAGCAUACCGUAUCCCCUACCCAAACAAGAUCUUGCUGCUAUUCCCGACUUUCAGUCUGGUGCUAUGGAAAACUGGGGACUGACAACAUAUAGAGAAUCUGCUCUGUUGUUUGAUGCAGAAAAGUCUUCUGCAUCAAGUAAGCUUGGCAUCACAAUGACUGUGGCCCAUGAACUGGCCCACCAGUGGUUUGGGAACCUGGUCACUAUGGAAUGGUGGAAUGAUCUUUGGCUAAAUGAAGGAUUUGCCAAAUUUAUGGAGUUUGUGUCUGUCAGUGUGACCCAUCCUGAACUGAAAGUUGGAGAUUAUUUCUUUGGCAAAUGUUUUGACGCAAUGGAGGUAGAUGCUUUAAAUUCCUCACAUCCUGUGUCUACACCUGUGGAGAAUCCUGCUCAGAUCCGGGAGAUGUUUGAUGAUGUUUCUUAUGAUAAGGGAGCUUGUAUUCUGAAUAUGCUAAGGGAGUAUCUUAGUGCUGAUGCAUUUAAAAGUGGUAUUGUACAGUAUCUCCAGAAGCAUAGCUAUAAAAAUACAAAAAACGACGACCUGUGGGAUAGUAUGGCAAGUAUUUGCCCUACAGAUGGUGUAAAAGGGAUGGAUGGCUUUUGCUCUAGAAGUCAACAUUCAUCUUCAUCCUCACACUGGCAUCAGGAAGGGCUGGAUGUGAAAACCAUGAUGAACACUUGGACACUGCAGAAGGGUUUUCCCCUGAUAACCAUCACAGUGAGGGGGAGGAACGUACACAUGAAGCAAGAGCACUACAUGAAGGGCUCUGACGGCGCCCCGGGCACUGGGUACCUGUGGCAUGUUCCAUUGACAUUCAUCACCAGCAAAUCAGACAUGGUCCAUCGAUUUUUGCUAAAAACAAAAACAGAUGUGCUCAUCCUCCCAGAAGAGGUGGAAUGGAUCAAAUUUAAUGUGGGCAUGAAUGGCUAUUACAUUGUGCAUUACGAGGAUGAUGGAUGGGACUCUUUGACUGGCCUUUUAAAAGGAACACACACAGCAGUCAGCAGUAAUGAUCGGGCGAGUCUCAUUAACAAUGCAUUUCAACUCGUCAGCAUUGGGAAGCUGUCCAUUGAAAAGGCCUUGGAUUUAUCCCUGUACUUGAAACAUGAAACUGAAAUUAUGCCCGUGUUUCAAGGUUUGAAUGAGCUGAUUCCUAUGUAUAAGUUAAUGGAGAAAAGAGAUAUGAAUGAAGUGGAAACUCAAUUCAAGGCCUUCCUCAUCAGGCUGCUAAGGGACCUCAUUGAUAAGCAGACGUGGACAGACGGGGGCUCAGUCUCAGAGCGAAUGCUGCGGAGUGAGCUACUCCUCCUUGCCUGUGUGCGCAAGUAUCAGCCGUGCGUACAGAGGGCAGAAGGCUAUUUCAGAAAGUGGAAGGAAUCCAAUGGAACCUUGAGCCUGCCUGUCGACGUGACCUUGGCAGUGUUUGCUGUGGGGGCCCAGAGCACAGAAGGCUGGGAUUUUCUUUAUAGUAAAUAUCAGUUUUCUUUGUCCAGUACUGAGAAAAACCAAAUUGAAUUUGCCCUCUGCACAACCCAAAAUAAGGAAAAGCUUCAAUGGCUACUAGAUGAAAGCUUUAAGGGAGAUAAAAUAAAAACUCAGGAGUUUCCAAAAAUUCUUAUACUCAUUGGCAGGAACCCAGUAGGAUACCCAUUGGCCUGGCAAUUUCUGAGGAAAAACUGGAACAAACUUGUACAAAAGUUUGAACUUGGCUCAUCUUCCAUAGCCCACAUGGUAAUGGGUACAACAAAUCAAUUCUCCACAAGAACACGGCUUGAAGAGGUAAAAGGAUUCUUCAGCUCUUUGAAAGAAAAUGGUUCUCAGCUCCGUUGUGUCCAACAGACAAUUGAAACCAUUGAAGAAAACAUCCGUUGGAUGGAUAAGAAUUUUGAUAAAAUCAGAGCGUGGCUGCAAAGUGAAAAGCUUGAACUUCUGUAAAAAUUCCUCCCUUGUCAGGUUCCUGUUAUCUCUAAUCACCAACAUUUUGUUGAGUGUAUUUUCAAACUAGAGAUGGCUGUUUUGGCUCCAACUGAAGAUACUUUUAUCCCCUCAACUCAUUUUUUGACUAUCCCUGUGAAAAGAAUAGCUGUUAGUUUUUCAUGAAUGGGCUAUCGCUACCAUGUGUUUUGUUCAUCACAGGUGUUUCUCCUGCAACGUAAACCCAAGUGUUGGGUUCCCUGCCACAGAGGAAUAAAGUACCUUAUUCUUCUCAUUUUUAUAGUUUAUGCUUAAGCCCCCCAGUGUCCAAAACCCUGUGCCCCAUGUUUGUCAUUCAUAAACUGUUUCAUCAGUCUCCUCAAAAGACUCUCAACAGUCGACUACUGAACAAUGAACACCUGGCUCUGAGACUAAGCUGGACGAUGGCUGGGUUAAAGCUCUCCCUGCUGACCCCUCCAGACCCGCUGCCCACCCCUCUCUUCCUUGCUCCACGCCCAGGGGCUGACUUGUAAAGGCCAAGUCAUCAAGCUUUCUUGCCCUUUGGAUGUUGGUCAAUGGGGAGCUGGAGAGCUGGAGCUGGGGUCGGAGGAGGUAGUAGGUGGAGGUGUUCUUCCCUGAUUCCCUUGCCGGAUGCCUCAUGCUGGCCUCCCCUGAGGGUCUUAGCUCCUGAGAGGGGACCCUCUUUUCCACACAGCCUUCUCCACCUCUGGAUUUUGGUAACUGCUCCCUCCUCAUCCCUUCAGGAUUAGGGGCCUCAGUGGGAGCCUGGCGUUUACUAGUCCUGGUGGACUUGUGGUUUCCACAUAAUGUGCUCGCACUUUUGCAAAAAAUCUUUUUAUACCCUCCUCAGAUAAUUCUGAGUGUCAUCUAUUUCCCUGACUGAUGAUACAGUAUCUCUUCUGAAAAAGCAGAGUGCAUUCAUGUAUGUAGGAAAACCCUUUUCUUAGGGAGGUGAUUUUUUUUCUCUCUCUGCUUCUUAUUUGGCCUACUUUACAAUUUCUAACUAGUUAUUGGCAUUUACUGACAGUAAAUUAUCGCAGUCACCAAUAAAUGAUAGUACACUGUGAAACAAAAUAUUUGCUCAUAUUAGCAAAUAGGACAUUCUUUGGCUUUGAAGUCUUUUGUGAAGACUUCACUCGCAGUUGCUUCAGUACACAGUUGCUUCUCAGGUUUUAUGUAUAGAUAAUAGAAAGCACAGUUUACUAACAUGGUAAACCAACGGAGUUCAAGUCAGAUAACACCCUAAGACUUAGAUUUUAUUUCUUAUUCUGAAAACUUGCUACACAGGGACUUAUCUAACCCACAGUGUGCUCUGUUGCUGACUUGAUUCAAGUUGCAGGGUGUUUUGCGCUGACUCUAAGGUGCGGAAAUCCUCACACCUGGCAAAGAAGAAUUCAAACUGAACUUUUUGAAUAUAAGGGAAAAACUUCAAGGUAAGGGAAGAUGAUUGAUAUGAAAAAUGUCAAAAUGUGUUCCUCUAAUACACGACAGAAUAGAAUGACUUCUGGACAUAAAUCUGCCAUUUAUUAAACUAUUCACCGUGGUAUAAAAGUGUAAACCAUACAAAUAGGUAUAAAAGUGGAAUUGGAAUUUUUAUACUUAUUUGUUGUAGUGAAUGGUUUAAUAAAAAUGGAAAUCACUGGCAAUUUCCACCCCAAACUAUUUCCCUUUAAAAAAAAUACACAACCAAGAUGUUAAUGUAAAAUAUUUUGCUUUAAUUGUAUUUUAUGCCUUGAUUAAUGAAACAUGGAAAUACUGAUUUUCAGUUUUGGUCACCUGAGGAACCUAUCUUUGUUUGCUUUUGGAAAAGCCCAUUUUCUAAACAGAUACAAUAUUGCCACAACGAUGUGCAGAAAUCUUUUUGAUGAUAAAAAUUGUUCUUUGCCUCUAA
Molecule: messenger RNA, 4978 nt
Organism: Nomascus leucogenys (northern white-cheeked gibbon)
Lineage: Eukaryota; Metazoa; Chordata; Mammalia; Primates; Hylobatidae
Gene: ERAP1
Product: endoplasmic reticulum aminopeptidase 1
Biological process (GO): peptide catabolic process; proteolysis
Cellular component (GO): cytoplasm
Molecular function (GO): metalloaminopeptidase activity; peptide binding; zinc ion binding
Source: RefSeq, a predicted model, not a curated record